CCAACCCGUACCGUCAAACAACGAAAUGGAUGCUUGCGCUGCCGAAACGCAAUCUGUGGGCCGACUGCUUCCGAACAGCCCGUGACCGAUACCGGUGGAGAGCGGUCUGGAUGGUGCUACGCGAUAAAACCCCGAGAAAAUCCAACUCUUUUAAUCUUAUCAGAUCGUCUCCUCUGCAUCCUUCCUCCAUCCCGCCUUCUAUCCCUCACACUUGUUAUCAGAUUGAAUUUUUCCUACCAUGAGAAUGCCGAACCUUACAGAUGCUAUUGGCGGUAUGUCGCUGUCGUCACCAAACCGUGUGCUUGUUGUUGGCUGCGCGUACGGAGGCAUCUCAGCGAUUGUCAACCUUCUCGAGUACUCCAACGGCAAGGCAAGACAGCCCGUGUACCCAGGACCAGACUUUAAGGGAGCAAAGAGCAGGCGAGGGGUCGAAGUCACCGUUAUUGACGAGCGCGAUGGAUACUUUCACUCGGUGGGAGCUCCACUUGCGCAUGUGGCAUCGGAGUACACAAGUCACAUGUGGAAGCGCUUCUCACAUCUGAAUGAACUGAAGCAACCAAACUUGACCUUCAAGCACGGCUCGGUAAAGAGCAUCAACCCAGAGGCCAAGGUUGCUGAAUGGUCUGACCGCAGCGGCAAGACUCAGCAGCAAGCGUACGACUACCUUAUUGUAGCCACAGGAUUAAAGAGGCACUGGCCUGCUGUGCCAAAAUCUGGCAGCUACGAGGAGUACCUAAGAGAUGGAAAGAGCUUCAUCGAGAAGAUUACUGGCGGUGAUGAAUCAAAGCACGAGGGACGACGAGUGGUCAUCAUCGGCGCUGGCGCCGUUGGAAUUGAGUUCGCUGGUGAGAUCAAGCAGUACUAUCCCAAAAUUGGGGUCACGCUCGUACACUCUCGCGACCAAGUUUUGUCAUCAGAACCGUUACCUUCAGAGCUCAAGGACCGUGUAGGGACUAUGCUGAAGGAGGAGGGUGUCGAUGUUGUUCUUGGCAAUAGAGCUAAGAUCGAGGAGCUGUCAAAUGGCAAGUUUGAAGUUACCCUGGCGAACGGCGAGAAGAUCACAGCAGACUUCGUCAUCGAUUCAACAAGAAAGGGCAUGCCAACCACAGACAUCCUCCCCGAAGCCUGCUUGAAUGAAGACAAAGAGAUCAAGGUCCACAACAGCCUCAUGUUCAAGGACACCAUUCCUAACCACACAUCUCACUUCGGUGUCGGCGACGUCAUCCAAUGGUCGGGCAUCAAGCGCGCUGGUAGCGCAACAGUCAUGGGUCAAGCAGCUGCACAAAACAUCUACUCCUCGAUUUUGAAUUCCGAACUCCCUGAAACAGCACCAGAGUCUGACCGCCACGGACAGACAGAACUUCCAUCUUGGGAUGCCGUCAUUGGUAUUGCGGUCGGCAAGCAGUGCUUGACCUACGAUCCGAAGAAUGGCAUCAAAUAUGGUGUCGAGGUCAUGCAGAACUACUUCGGCAAGGACUUAGGCUGGACUGCGAGUCUGAAGUACAUGGGUUUGACAGACACCAUCGACCCGGUGGAAGUUGAGCUCAAGGAGCCGGAAGCGACAAAGCUUACAGAGGUUGGCAUCAAGCCUGUCAGUAUCGCAGCAUAG
Messenger RNA from Macroventuria anomochaeta, 1609 nucleotides. Its product is annotated as FAD/NAD(P)-binding domain-containing protein. Lineage: Eukaryota; Fungi; Ascomycota; Dothideomycetes; Pleosporales; Didymellaceae. The transcript is spliced from 2 exons. Gene Ontology annotation, cellular component: cytoplasm. Gene Ontology annotation, molecular function: flavin adenine dinucleotide binding; electron-transferring-flavoprotein dehydrogenase activity. The record is from RefSeq and is a predicted model, not a curated record. Bases 239 to 1609 code for a protein of 456 amino acids.